This is a messenger RNA of Aegilops tauschii subsp. strangulata, 870 nucleotides long. NCBI's taxonomy places the organism in Eukaryota, Viridiplantae, Streptophyta, Magnoliopsida, Poales, Poaceae. The record is from RefSeq and is a predicted model, not a curated record.
AUGCCUUGGUCGCCUGACGCCCCGGCACGUCCCCGCUGUUCGCCGGCGCCGCCCGCCGGACCGCCCCGUCCUCAUCUCCUCUCCGUCGUCCCCUUGUCACAGGGCCGCACCCGCUCGUCGUCCCCGUGCGCCAACACCGCCACCCGAAGGCCUCGCCGUCGCCGGACCUCCCCACCGGACCUCCUCAUCUCCUCCCCGACGUGCUCCACCGACCCUCGCCGCCCGUACCCCUGCAUCAGGGGUGAGUUCCUUCCCCUCGCUAUUUUCCUCGCCCACACACAUCGCCCGUGCAUGGCCGCGCGCCCGCGCUGUCCCCGCCGCGGUCACCGCCCCCUCCUGGCGCCAGCGCGCGCGCACCGCACCAGCCGUCCCCGCGUUGAACCGCUCCGCUGUGCACUGCUGCUUCUACGCCCGCCCUGCAGCCACGCUGGCGCGCCGCCCUGCGCGCUGCCGUCGGCCCCGCCCUCUGCUAUCGCCGCCUCGCUCGCAGUCGGCACCCUGCUCCCUCACCCCCUGACCCGCGCCUUGCCUCCGCCCCGUGUGCGGCCCCGCCCCGGCCGCCACCGCUGCGGCCAUCUGGAGCUGCUCGCUCCCCGUGCCCCGCGCAUCUCCCCUGGCCUCUGCCGCAUCGCCGACCGAUUCCGUCCCGCCAUUGCUGACCGCCGGCGCCGCCCUCCGCCGGGCGCGCCCGGUCCCGCCAGCUUCUGGCCAUGGCCGCCGGCGCCCGCGCGGCCUCGCCUCGCUACCAAGGCGGGCUGCGGCUUCGCCCGCUGCCCUUUUGCCCAGCGCCCGUUAAGGCCUCUGGCCUAUGACAACCAGGCCCCACGCCCUGAAAAACAAAUUAAAGAAAAGAAAAGAAUUAAAAUAUAA